Messenger RNA from Psammomys obesus (fat sand rat), 2695 nucleotides. RefSeq names its product actin beta like 2 (gene Actbl2). Gene Ontology annotation, biological process: cell motility; axonogenesis. Gene Ontology annotation, cellular component: membrane; axon; cytoplasm. Gene Ontology annotation, molecular function: protein kinase binding; nucleosomal DNA binding. The coding region runs from base 103 to 1233 and encodes 376 amino acids. Lineage: Eukaryota; Metazoa; Chordata; Mammalia; Rodentia; Muridae. The record is from RefSeq and is a predicted model, not a curated record. The transcript has a single exon.
GAGUAUUCUCUGAUUAGCCAUUCUCUUCCUUGCACAACAUAGUCUAGGACUUAUCCUUAUUUAACUUCUGUUCACCCGCCUGGAAGAUCCUAGCCAGCAACCAUGGUUGAUGACGAGCUAUCUGCCUUGGUAGUAGAUAAUGGGUCACGGAUGUGCAAGGCAGGCUUUGGGGGUGAUGAUGCUCCCCGGGCUGUGUUCCCCUCCAUGGUAGGGCGACCGCGACAUCAGGGGGUCAUGGUAGGCAUGGGCCAGAAAGACUGCUAUGUGGGAGAUGAGGCCCAGAGCAAGCGAGGCAUCUUGACCCUGAAGUAUCCCAUAGAACAUGGAGUUGUCGCCAACUGGGAUGACAUGGAGAAGAUCUGGUACCACACUUUCUACAAUGAGCUCCGGGUAGCACCCGACGAGCACCCUAUUCUUCUCACGGAGGCCCCCCUCAACCCCAAGAUCAACCGAGAAAAGAUGACGCAGAUAAUGUUUGAGGCUUUCAACACACCUGCCAUGUAUGUUGCUAUCCAAGCUGUGCUGUCCCUCUAUGCUUCGGGAAGGACUACAGGUAUCGUGAUGGAUUCUGGGGAUGGAGUCACUCACACUGUGCCCAUCUAUGAAGGUUAUGCUCUGCCCCAUGCCAUUUUACGACUGGAUCUGGCAGGCAGAGACCUGACUGAUUACCUCAUGAAGAUCCUGACAGAACGAGGCUACAACUUCACCACCACAGCUGAGCGGGAGAUUGUACGGGACGUCAAAGAGAAGCUGUGCUAUGUAGCCCUGGACUUUGAGCAGGAGAUGGUCGCCGCAGCUGCUUCCUCCUCGCUUGAAAGAAGCUAUGAGCUCCCUGAUGGGCAGGUAAUCACCAUUGGGAAUGAACGUUUUCGAUGCCCAGAAGCCAUUUUCCAGCCUUCCUUUCUAGGCAUUGAAUCCAGCGGGAUCCAUGAGACAACCUUCAACUCCAUCAUGAAGUGUGACGUGGAUAUCCGUAAGGAUUUAUAUGCCAACACUGUGCUGUCUGGAGGCAGCACUAUGUACCCAGGCAUUGCCGACAGGAUGCAGGAGGAAAUUCUAACCUUGGCACCAAGCACCAUGAAAGUCAAGAUCAUAGCUCCCCCAGAGCGCAAGUACUCCGUUUGGAUUGGGGGCUCCAUACUUGCCAGCCUAUCCACAUUCCAGCAGAUGUGGAUCAGUAAGCAGGAAUAUGAUGAAGCUGGUCCUCCUAUUGUUCAUAGAAAAUGCUUCUGAAUGGAAAGCACUCAAGAAAAGAAAUCAGGAAAAUGAAAUGUCCCUUUUCCUAGGUCAUAAGGAGGGUACCCAUCUCACCCAGUAAAACUAAGGUAAAUUGUUUUCUUCCUAUUGAGUGUACAAGACAGCAAAUCCACAUCUCCAUCCAAGUGUCCUGGGCUAUGACAUCGCUAACCACACUGUGAUUUUUAUCAGCUGAGGGAAUUCUGAUAUCAUAUUUUAUUUUCUAUGCCUGUAGGGCUGAAAGAAAUGUAGGCUUGCUUACAUAAAAAUAUGAGAGAAGGGGUAAGAUCAUGAGAAAUAUAAUUUCAGGCUGAAUAACUUCAAUUGCCAAACUUUAAAUCUAGUUCUUGCUAGGAGUCAACACUCUAUACAAUACAAGCCUGCAGUACAGAAGUUUAGCAACCAUGUCUUACUAAUUCUUCUUACUUGUUUACUUCUUUCUAGGGAUAUAAUGAAUUACAAAGGUCAGUUAUUAUCUAUAUCCACAUAUGAAUCAGGGAAGUAAAAUAUUGUAUAUUAAAAUAUAAUUAAGAACUUGAUGACAGAGCAACUUAUGUGAAUUUGAUUGCCCUAUUAAAUAAGCAUCACUAAAUAGUCACCAUUCCAUUAGUGUAUAUAAAUCAACUAAAUUUUCAGCUCAAGGUGGAGUUCUGUUGGUCAAGUACUUCUUAAUGCCUUAGUUACAGCUUCAUUCUCAUGAAACAGCAAACCUCAGGUGAUGCCUGACUUUUUACAUAGAAAGAUAUUGUUAUAUCGAGUUAAUUUUGUUCUGCUACAUGGUGACAAGAAUAAUUUUAUUUGUAUUUCUUAGCAUAAUAAUGUGCCUUGAGUAAUAUCUAUCAGCCCUGAUUCUGGAUAUUCCUCUUAUGCAAAGACGUUACUGUGGGAAAUUACCGUGCCAGCCUCUCUGUAAGCAAUAAAUCUUAGCAGAAGUUCAGUAAGCUUGAGUGAGCUCUUGGGAAGACUUUGUUGAGGUUCUUCUUUGUGACAUCCAACCACUGUCAACACUUGAUUACACAUUUGUCUCUGACAUAGUAGCUGCCCAGAUAGUGUCAGAGUUUCUUCCUACGAUGUUUGAGAUGUUUUAAUGAAGGCGGUAGAAAGUCAACAAGUUUUCGGUGUGAUCAUGUCUGUUUCCGUCUGGGCUGUGAUUUCUGAUGAUUUGGUUAUCAGGGUUAUUAGUAUUUUUCAUGUUUUUAUCUAAAAAUUUUAAGAUAUUUAUUUGCUUGUGAAGAUUCUGUUAGAAGAGGGAGGGAUCUCUUUCAUGUUAGUUUGGAACGUCUUAUGUUUAAACAUGUGAAUUGGAAUCUUCAACCAAUUCUGACUAAGAUAGAACUUUUCAAAUAACUUGAUUAUUCCAUAUUUCCUUUAUCAGUUAAUGUGAUUGUUUAAUCUGCAAAGGCACUUUAUUUUACAAGGCUUGCUUUUCAUUUAAUUUCAUUAAAGUACAAUUACAACA